Messenger RNA from Uloborus diversus, 1809 nucleotides. RefSeq names its product ATP-dependent helicase brm-like. The record is from RefSeq and is a predicted model, not a curated record. Gene Ontology annotation, molecular function: chitin binding. The transcript is spliced from 6 exons. NCBI's taxonomy places the organism in Eukaryota, Metazoa, Arthropoda, Arachnida, Araneae, Uloboridae. Gene Ontology annotation, cellular component: extracellular region. Bases 138 to 1250 code for a protein of 370 amino acids.
GUCAAAAGAAAGGGAACGCGGGACAAUAGUAAGUGGAAUAUUAUACCGCAUUUCAUUUUCGCAUCUGCUGCCUCGACAAUUUAGCGUGUUCCACUAAGAACAAUUGAAUUAGAGGUGCAAGGGGCUGAAAGUCUGUGAUGUUAUCCAUAAAACUUUUACUACUUUUAUUUGCUGUUGGUUGGACAACAGCAGAUGAAAGACAAAGACGACAAGCUCCCUACGGAGCUUAUGAGGGCAGCUACAACGGGGCUGCUAGUUACAGUCCGCAACGGCCACAAGAGCAAGCAUAUCAGCCACAACAGGCCUAUGGCCCUCCACAGGGAUACGGCCCGGCGCAAGCGGCUAGACCACAGCGCCCUAGAGGAGGAUCUGCUCCCGAUGAAGAAGAAAAGGACGAAGGACCACAUCCUCUGCAGCUGCUGCUUGAAAAGUCCAAAUUUGAAUGCGGCGGGAAAUCUGACGGCUACUACGCAGACAGUGAUGUCGGCUGUCAAGCCUUCCACUAUUGUGUCUCUGGACAGAAGCAUUCUAUGAUGUGCCCUGAAGGCACCGUUUUUCACCAAGUUCAUCUAAAUUGCGUGCCAGCGGAUCAAGAUAUCUGUUCCAAGGCAAAUCAAUUUUAUUUCGUCAACGAUUAUCUCAAUAAACAACUUGAUCAAAGGGGACCAAACAAUACUAUUCAGUACGCCCAAAGAUAUUAUCCUGAAGGAUAUGCAGUUGGCGAUCCCUUCAUCCCUCCCAAAGAAAAUCAACAAAGAGAGCCUCCAGCAGCAACUUACGGUUUAGGCCCCGCCUACAGAGAACAAGCUCCUCCUCAAAAUAGACCUCAGCAGGCAGUCGCUGCCCAUCGUCCACAACCAGCAGCAUAUGGUCAUCAACAACAGUCUUAUGCAGCUCAGAGACCAGCACCACAGCCAGCAAGACCAGUUGCCUACCAGCAGCAACAACCAGCUAGGCCCGCUUAUCAACAACAACCAGCAAGGCCGGCUGCUUAUCAACCUCAACAGCCAGCGAGACCUGCCGCUUAUCAGCCAGCUCACAGAGCAGUUGCCUACCAACCUCAAGAACAAGCUCAACCUGUAGCCUACGGCUACGGAGCUAAUGCUGAGCAAGCGCAUUUACAGCAAGCUUUGCAAGCGCAGCAAGCAUACGCUCAACAGCAACAGUCAGCUCAACACUAUCCUGCUGCUCCUCAGCAGCACUUAUAUGGGGCUGAAGCGCAGAGACCCAGAUACGUGCCACAAUUUUAGAGACUUUCGGAUAUGAACUUCAAGCAGCUAUUUAAUAUGAAAUGUACAUUAUAACAGGGAUUAAUAUAUGGUACCUCCAUCAAUAUUUUUAAUAGCAAUUAUAAAAAUAUAAAGUUAACGUUUCAAUCAACUAAGAGAGCUUGCAGAUGUUUAAUUAAGAUUGAAAUGUCUUUUAGUUACUGUUCUUCUCAAAAGUAUGGAUACCUAUUGCGACGGUUCUCUAGUGACAAAAUGCAUAAUCAUUAAGAAAAGCAUAUUGUGAUAUAUUUUUAUGCAAAGUAUAUGAUGCUACGAAAUUAACAUUUACUGAUAUUUAAUUCAUAAAAGUGGCAAGGUUUUCUUUAUUAUUUUUUAUUGCUAAUAUUUUAGCACAUAUUGCAAGUUUACUUUGCUUCAAAAUGUAACUUGAUUGUUUGGGAUAUUUUCAUAAAUAUAUGAAGGGGUUUCAGUUUCAACAUUAUAUGGCUGCGUUUUUGUAAAAUAAGACAACGUCUGAAAUUUGUUUUUGUAUAUUUAUCGAGUUUUGUCCAUUUUGUGUGUUCCUGUCUUAAUUUUUUGA